GAGCCCUGGCUGCACCAGCAGUGGCUGGGCCAGGUGGCUGCUGGGGAGCCCCACCUUGGCCAGAGAGUCUCCUGCAGCAGCAGGGCCAGGCUACGGCCAGGUGGCCCUGGGGAAUCUCUGGCAGGAGCAGGACUACCAGGCAACCCCAGCCGGUGAACCUUGGGAAUCCCCCAACAGCAAUGGGCUGGGUGGCUGGGCAGCCUUGUCUGGGGAACUCCCCAUUGUCAUGGGGGCCAGGGAACCCCUGCAUCAACAGGGCCAGGUGGGGAACCUGGGAAUCUCUGGUGGCAGUGGGGCUGGGGUGGCCAAGUGGCCACAGCCAGUGAACCUCUAGCUGCAGCGGGGCUAGGAGGCAGCAGGGGAUUCUUGGCUAUGGAGCCCUGGGGUUUCCCCAACACCAGAGGGGCUGGUGGUGGCCAGGUGGCCCUAGAAGGGGAAUCCUUGUGGCAGCACUGGCAACGGAGUGGGAGCCCUAGCCUUGGGAGCCCUGGGGGUGGUGGUAAGUGCAGCCAGCCUGGGAGCAUUGACCUCCCCUGGUCUGGCAAACUCCCUGGUUCGGGACCGCUCAGGUCCUGAGGGUGCCUGAAUUGUGUGUCCUGUUGUGCGACCUUUUGCAUUUCUGCAGGAGACUAGGCUAGCUUGCUGGUUUUGCAGGACCAUCGUGAUGGCUGAAGUUGGUCUCGGGGAGCCCACUGCAGGCCCAGAGUUCCUUCCUAGAAUGGUGCGGAGCCAGUGAGUCAACCCCUUUCUGGGUCCCCUGCCCGGGCUGGGGCCAGCAGGAUGGGGAGUAGUGGCUCCGCACUGAAGGUCUGUGCUGAUCACCGAGGAGGCAUCAACUGGCUCAGUCUGAGUCCAGAUGGGCAGCAUCUGCUGACAGGCAGUGAAGAUGGCACUGCACGUCUCUGGAGCACUGCAGAUAGCCAGUGCCACGGCCACUUCCAAGGACAUGAAAGCUAUAUCACCUUUUGCCACUUGGAAAAUGAGGUUGCAUUCACAUGUAGCGCAGAUCAUACAAUUAGGAAGUGGGAUGUGAUGACAGGCCAGUGUCUGGCUAUUUACCGAGGGCACACAUCAAUUGUCAACAGGAUCCUGGUUGCCAAAGACUAUUUAUUUAGUGGCUCCUAUGACAGAACAGCACGGUGCUGGAGUGUGGACAAGGAGAAGCAAAUCCAGGAAUUCCGGGGCCAUCGGAACUGUGUUCUGACUCUGGCUCACUACUCCUCCAGGGAUGUUCUUGAUGAGUCAGAGGAGGAGCAGGAGAAACUGAGCAGAGACUUCUUGGUGACGGGAAGCACUGACUGCACUGUUAAGGUCUGGUGGGUGUCCAGUGGGCGUUGCUACCAGACUCUUCUAGGACACACUGGGGCUGUUUUAUGCCUUAUACUCGAUGCUCGGAAUAGAGAGCUGUUUUCUGGAAGCACUGAUUACACCAUCCGAACAUGGAAUAUUGUAACUGGAGAGCAGUUGAAAGUGUUCAAAGAACAUCAAGGAUCGGUUAUCUGUCUAGAGCUGGUGAAUCGAUACUUGUAUUCGGGGAGUGCGGACAAGACGGUGAAGUGCUGGUUAGCAGACACUGGGGAGCAAGUUCAAACAUACAGGACUCACAAACACAGUGUUAGCACUUUGAAAUACCACGCAGGAAUCUUAUUCACAGGAAGUGGAGAUGCCUGCGCUCGAGCUUUCAAUUCAAAGACAGGUGUCCUGCAGAGGAUCUUCCGAGGACACAAGUACGUCAUCAACUGCAUUCAGAUUCACAAUGAAUUAUUGUACACAGCUUCCCACGAUGGCACGCUAAGGAUCUGGGACGUACAAGGCAUCUGCAAGCGAAACCAGCAUCGCCUGAAGAAGGAGCGAUCUGCCCAGGGCAAAAGCUCUCAGAAGGGAAGCCUGUCUCGUCUUUUCAAUAACAGAGUUGGCUGCACAGUGCAACAGGCCAAUGGGGAGCUUGAGGCUGUCGAGCUGAUGUGACUGCCUGCAACAAACUUUUUGUCAAAGAGGAAACACUGAGCCAUCUUCUUUGUGCCACUGGGUGCAGCUAAGCCAGACCCUUGGAAAGAGGGGCGGAAAUUAAAUUCCCUAAAGUGUUCAAUCAAGAGUUCCCGUUUUUGUGAAACUGACUCUUCAGACUAUUUUUGACAUCUUGCAGCAUCUCAUAGUGUAUUGUAAUGGAAAGCAAACUUAUGUGGAUGAUUUACAGGCUCUGAGGCAAUAUAGGGACAGGACCCGUUGUGGAGAGCAGUCCAUGUGAUCUGCCUUUUCCUAUAGGUUUUCCCCUGGGAUUGUUUGUAAUGAUACUUUGCAUUUAAUACUCUUUUCCCAGCUAACCCAUAGACAGUUGGGAUUUCACUCCCCUGCUGCCUCAUGCUGGUUCCUGACUCGAGGAGAGGCAGGAAUAAGUAAUAAGCCAAUAGGUUCCCUCCCCCUUCUUGUAGCCUGUUACAACAGACUGCAAUAGUGUGGAAUGUGUAAGCGAAAGCUGCCUUGCAGAAUGACUGGAUUCCAUUUGCUCUGCUCCCAUAGGGGUUAUAACGUCCUUGCCUCUUGCUGAGCCGAAUGACUUUAAUGUAGGAGGGUUUGGCUGAGGCAAAGAGGUGCCUGAAGUCUCUCUGGGGCUUGAGCUUAGAGCAACAGAGCACAGAUUUAAAAAACCCAAUAAACCU
Molecule: messenger RNA, 2660 nt
Organism: Pelodiscus sinensis (Chinese soft-shelled turtle)
Lineage: Eukaryota; Metazoa; Chordata; Testudines; Trionychidae
Source: RefSeq, a predicted model, not a curated record